AUGGCUAGAAUGGACGUCUUCAAGGGAGGACAUGAAAACAACCAGUAUUCAUCAGCUGUAUGGGCGCAAUUGCUAGAUGGACAACUGAACAUCCCACUAUUUACCGAUUUUGCGUCCGUUUCUUUGAACGAUAUUGCUGUGAUCGGCAAGCAAAUCUCCAGUCGAUAUUACGGCUACGGGCCGAGUUAUUCCUACUGGAACGGCUGUUCCACUGGAGGACGACAAGGCCUCAUGAUGACGCAGAAGUAUUCUCAAGUAUACAACGGCAUCUACACAGGGUCUCCGGCGAUCAACUGGCCUGUCUCCUGUGUCUUCGACGCCAUUAGUGACGCUGCGGUAGAGGCCUGGGGAUCACUGAAUGAUAGGGUUAUUGCGAAACCAGGACAGUGUUUGUUUGACCCUGCUAUCAUGGUCGGGCAGAGAGUAAAUUGCAACGGAACCUUGGUCAACAUUACCAGCGACGAUGCCACAAUUGUUCAGAAAACAUGGGAAGGUCCUCGGACUGCAGACGGCACUCCCCUCUGGGUGUUGGAGGACGCGGGUGUUGAUUUGAAGGCACUCACUCUUGAUGAAUUCGUGGGAAUCUUCUACCAGGUCCUGGUGAAGUACAAGAGUCUUAUUGGCACAAACAACAUCGAUCUUCACCCGUCCCACUACGCUGGCGGGAAGAUGAUCACCUGGCAUGGGCUUGCGGACCAGCUCAUCUUUCCAGGGGGCACUAUUGAUUACUAUCGCAAGGUCCUGGGGUUUGAUGACACUGUUCAUGGCUACUAUCGAUUCUUCUCUGCACCUGGGGUAAGCACUGUGGCAAUGGCGCGGGGGCGGUUCCGAGUGAUCCCCUCGCAGCUGUCGCUGUCGUAG
This is a messenger RNA of Talaromyces atroroseus, 861 nucleotides long. RefSeq lists its product as hypothetical. The record is from RefSeq and is a predicted model, not a curated record. The transcript is spliced from 3 exons. The coding region runs from base 1 to 861 and encodes 286 amino acids. NCBI's taxonomy places the organism in Eukaryota, Fungi, Ascomycota, Eurotiomycetes, Eurotiales, Trichocomaceae.